Pectinophora gossypiella (pink bollworm) is the source of this 537-nucleotide messenger RNA. RefSeq lists its product as uncharacterized. The coding region runs from base 1 to 477 and encodes 158 amino acids. The record is from RefSeq and is a predicted model, not a curated record. NCBI's taxonomy places the organism in Eukaryota, Metazoa, Arthropoda, Insecta, Lepidoptera, Gelechiidae. The transcript is spliced from 4 exons.
AUGUUAUCUAGACGAGAUAAGCUACUGAUCCAGCCAUGGGAAGACAGACGAUUCAGGGACCAUAGAUCUAAAGUGAGGUCAGCGUUGCCCGCUAUCGACGACAGGCCGCCGCCGGCGCGGCCGCACGUAGCGGUGAAGCUCAAGAAGUGUCAACGAGAACUCGAUCGCAAGACCAAGAUCCAGCAGGAUAACUUCAGUUUGCUGCAGCGGCUGAAUGCAAUUAUGAAGGUGAACCGCCUUGACAACUACUGGCCGCGACCGCUGCCGAACUUCCAGCAGAAGGUGGGUGUGUUCUACGACGCGGAGUCGCUGCAGUCGCGGCUGACGGCGCGCUCGCUGGCGGACGACACCACCGACUACUCCUAUGCCAACGCCAAGUGCUACGCUUGUGAAAUACGCAAGAAAUCAGGAGAAAUACGUCACAUAUACAAGACGGGAGCAUUUCAGGACUCACUGCCCUCGAUAUAUUCAAACUGAACUGAAAAGUUUUAUCGUGUGUGUGUGUGUGUUCUUAUUGUGUGAACUGAUUUUUAUGAA